AUGGCUUCUCUCCGUGCUUUCGCCGCGCUCGCCGGCGUUGUUGCGCUUACAGUUGCUGCUCCUGUCCCAGAGCCUGAACUCGCCGAACGUCAGGACACCUCUGCCCCCUUUCUGCACAGCGCUGCGGUCGCUCAUGGCAAGGCUUGGUUCGGUUCUGAGCUUGAUACCUUUUCUGGCGAGCAAUAUGACCAGGCCUUCAUGACGGUUUGGAAUGACAGCCGUAUCUUCGGCUCCACAACGCCUGGCAACACGAUGAAGUGGGAGUUCGUGGAGCCACAGCAGAAUACGUUCAACUUCAGCCAAGGCAUGCAGACGGUCGCCCUUUCUAAAGCAACCGGCAAGGACGCCCACUUGCGCUGCCACAAUCUCGUCUGGCACGAGGAACUUCCUAGCUGGGUUGUAUACCAACCCUACGACUCGUGGACCAACAUCACGCUUGCAGCAGCCAUGAUCAAUCACAUCACGAAGACUGUCAGGGGUUUUGGUAGCAACUGCUACAGCUGGGAUGUCGUUAACGAGGCUAUUGAUGACAACGCACAAUGGCGCAAUACAAUCUUCUAUCAGUACAUGGGCAAAUACUACAUUCCCAUCGCUUUCGCCGCAGCUCAGGCCGCCGUCAAGAGCAUUGGGGCAGACAUCAAGCUCGUAUAUAACGAUUACAACAUCGAAUUCCCAGGCGCCAAGCAACAGAAGGCUGUGGAAUUGGUCCAGCUGAUCAAGCAGUACGGCAUCAAGAUCGACGGAGUCGGCUUCGAGUCGCACUUCGUCUUUGGCGAGACUCCCGGCGCUUCUGCCCAGAUGCAGGCUAUGCAGUCUUUCACCUCGCUGGGCCUCAACAUGUACCAGACUGAGCUCGACGUCCGCUUCCCCAGCCUACCGCCAACUCCAGCCACUCUGGCUCAGCAAGCUAGCGACUACUACAACACCAUCCAAGCGUGCAUGAAGACUCCAGCAUGCCAGGGUAUGACUGUUUGGGACUUCGAUGAUGCUUACUCUUGGGUGCCGAGCACAUUCGCAGGGCAAGGCGAUGCUUGUCUUUACUGGGCCAACUUGACCCGCAAGCCGGCCUAUGAGGCAGUGUAUCAGGCCAUCACUGAUGUGAACUGCACUGUCUGCUAG
This is a messenger RNA of Baudoinia panamericana UAMH 10762, 1119 nucleotides long. RefSeq names its product glycoside hydrolase family 10 protein. The transcript is spliced from 7 exons. NCBI's taxonomy places the organism in Eukaryota, Fungi, Ascomycota, Dothideomycetes, Mycosphaerellales, Teratosphaeriaceae. Gene Ontology annotation, molecular function: hydrolase activity, hydrolyzing O-glycosyl compounds. The record is from RefSeq and is a predicted model, not a curated record. The coding region runs from base 1 to 1119 and encodes 372 amino acids. Gene Ontology annotation, biological process: carbohydrate metabolic process.